AUUCGACGGGUACCAUUGUCCGAGCAUCGACACGCGCUCGGCAUUUCCGUCGGUCAUCUUUAUUAAUCGCGCCCGAUCCAAGAAACGAUUGGCAGAAAUAGCCUACGCGCCUCCUCGCCGGCCGAUAUCUCGUCGCCGCAUGAAGCCGCGGUGCUGUCGCCCGAUCGUUUUAGUGCGGCCAAGUACAAUGCACGACGAUAAUUCGGAAGUAACUACCGUCCACGCAAACUACAAGCCGCGUUAUAUGUGCGCGUUACAUCUCCACGACGAAAUCGCUCACGACGGCGACGGACCGAGUGUGAUCUGGGACAUCGUCUCGACGUUAACUGGCGGAUCAUCAAUCGCGUGGACGUCCUCGAGCAACAUUAUGUAAAUGCUUCUCGCCGACACCCGACACAAUUCUGGUUAACGGAUGAGACUGAUAGCUACUACCGGCGGCUUUUAGCCAGAGAUUGAUAGUAUUCGGUAUUCCCGGAAAAGCAUAUCAUAAGGUGAGCGAUCACGGUCAUGGUCUUGAGUGGGCCGUUCGCGGACUCCAACUUCCUGGCUAUCGCACCGUCUAAAAUCAAAUUUAAACCGCCUCUCACGGAAACCCGACCUUCGACGAUGGUAGGUGGUCGUAGGGUGAAGCAUGCGGCGAGCAAUGAAACCACCACCACGUCCACAGUCAUCGGCGGCGUUACCAAUAGGAGCGACAACAACGUCGUUGUCUCUACUGUACAACCGACCACCACUCAGCAAAAAGUUCGACGGAUCUUCGAGGAGCAGGCCAGGUGGCAAGAAAGCUCACGCAGACACGUAAAAUGCACAUCAUCGGAUACUACCUAUUGCGUGAUUAACAACUACAACAUCGUCGCUUCUAGAAGCGAACUUGCUCGAAAUAACCGUGCCGCGAGUGAAACGACGACCAGCGUCACCAGCAAAAGACGAACGCCGUCGACUGUAAACGGGAGAAUUCAUUCCAAAGAGGAAACUACUCGGAACGGCAUUCCCGUCGCAGAGGACUCGAGAAGAUCGAAGGGCGUGUCGAAGGAUUCGGCAAGACCAGGUAUCUCAAGAGGCAUCCAGCGAGGUAUAAUCAAGUCCGCUUCCGUACCGAAAGAUUUGAAAGAAGGUCUUCCAGUGAGAGAAAGAACAUUGCAACGGGUGCCGGAGGAGGGCAUCCUGAAGAGGUCUUCCGCCUUCCUGGCGAGUCUAACAUAUCAUCAUCCAUCCAGCAAACUCACGGAGAAGAGCUCGCCGGACGACGAGUCGCUUAAGUUCCUCAGGCCAUCCGACAGUUACGAGCUUCGUGGUUCCUCAUCCUCAAAAGAUAACGAUCUAAAGGGAUAUUUCUCGAUUCUGACAAACAGUGACGACGCGGAACUAUGCGCUUUACGGCCGUCGCAUAGUGUUCAAACGUUAUCGACGAACCUGAAGAAGAAGGGCGUCGGGGUGAAGAAAUCAGUUUCCUUCAGCUCCGACACCAGCUUUGAGGAGAAACGCGCGCCAUAUCGGAAAUCUGCCGUUCACGAGGCCAAGAUCUACCGCAAAGGUGUGCUUCAAGACCACGUGCGUAAAGAGACGACCAAAACAAAAGUGCCGCCCUCGUGGGAAAUACCCUCCGGGGGCCCUACGGCCCUUCUGAGGGCCGCCAGAGAGGCGGACGACACCGGUCUCAAAGAAAUCGUCGCGCAGGCUCGGAAGGUAGGGUUGAAAGGCAUGGACGUCAACGUGGUUGACAGUAGCGGAAGGACGGCCAUAAGCUACAUGGCUGGAAACGGCGCGGCGGCGAUGCUGGAGCUGGCACUCUCUUUUGAAGGUGUGGACCCGAAUCUGCCCGAUAACGAGGGUAACACGCCGCUUCAUUUUGCCGCCCAGGCCGGUAAGUGAUCGAUUAUGUUAUGAAUAUCAAGUUGCGUUCGUGAUCCAAAACGUUUCUGUGAGACCGUAAUACGCACGGUUUCCGAUAAAACAUCAAUGACGCAUUGUGAAAGUCAAUCCGUUUGAUCUUGCAAUUUUCCAGAAAUUCCGAAAUUCCCAGAAUAUCCAGUAAAAUCAUGUGCAAUGUCAUAUAUAAAAAUAUCGUUGCAGGUGCAAUAUCUUAAAUUCGCAAGAGUACAAAAAAAUUUAAGAAAAUUUUAAAAUACUCAAAAUGCAAUUUACAAUCUUUUUUAUUGCUUUUAUUCUCUACAUCUAGAGAAAGUGACAAGAAUAAGUGCUGCAUUAAUCAUAUGCUCGAAGCGUAGAGAAGAGUAGGUGUCGAAAGUGUGUUAUAGUUUUCAUAGGAAUCUUUAAAAUGUGUUUAUUCGGUAGCGACUGGUUUAGAAUAUAAUUUACCUCAAUGUUUACUCUUGGCUUUUUUCUGCCGCAGAAAAGAAUCACCCUCUCUUGAUAGAUGUGGCCACGUGGCUGCAAAAUGGUUGUAUACAUCCGUUGCAGAUUAACCAUAAAUAUAAAAAAAAUAACACGAUGAAGUUCGAGAGAUGUUUAUUUAGAUGCAUGACGAA
Molecule: messenger RNA, 2489 nt
Organism: Pogonomyrmex barbatus (red harvester ant)
Lineage: Eukaryota; Metazoa; Arthropoda; Insecta; Hymenoptera; Formicidae
Molecular function (GO): protein binding
Source: RefSeq, a predicted model, not a curated record